AUGACGGCGAAUCUGGCCCUAAGCUGCUCAAACAACUACUCUUGCCCCUCAAAAUCACCACUCGCUCUCCGAACUCGCAAAACCCGAAGUACCGCUCCUUCAGCCCGCAGCUCGGUGCCUUCGGUUUCGGCUCCGAACGUGCUUCCCGGAGACCCACCCGGCUCCGAGCCUUAUUUGCGGGGCGUGGGUCUUCGUCCCGGCCGAGCAAACCGGCGCAUUUCGCCCAAAAAGAGCAUCGUCCCAAUUGUUCGAAACAAAAAGGACAAUGAUCCAAAAUGCGCGGACGAAUCGGAGACUGUGGUGGCGGUGGACGUGCUGGAUUAUUUGCCGAUGGAGGUGGCCAAGAUGGUGAUUAACAUGCAGCAGUAUUACGCGGCGGGGGUGGAGGAGCUGAUGGGCAAGUUGGGCAGCAUGAGUGAGGAAGUGAGGCUCGCGAGGAAGGAGAAUGAAGAAUUGUUGGAGAAGUUGGCGGGUUUGAGUGAGGAUGUUGUGCUUGAGAGGGAGGAGAGUGAGGAGAUGAGACGGAGGCUGGAUAUGCAUUUUGUGAUGCUGCGGCAGGCGAAUAAGUUUAUGCAGAGCGUGAGGGAUGGGUCGUUGGGGGGUGUUGAGGGGGUGGAUGUGCCGACACUUGUUGAGGAGGAGGAAGAAGAGGAAGAGGUUUCGAUGAGAGGGUUGGAUAUGGAGGUGCCGCCGGUGCCGAGUGUUGAUAGGGAGCCAGUUAGGAGUACCGGGAGGAAGGUGCCGAAGAGGAGGGCGGGUGGGAAUUAUGGGUUGAGGAGAAGGGGGAAGAGGCAGACGAGAAUGAAGAAGACUUCUACGGCGGAGAAAGGGGUGCAUUUUGAAGGCGGGUCUGAUGCCAUGGAUAUUCAUCAAGCAGAAGAAGAGGCUGCUCCUCAGGAAAGGGAUGACGAGGACGAUGAGGAUGACGACCAUCUCAAGAUAUUAGCUGGUGCACCUCGGCUUCAAGCAAUGCUACGCAAAUCCGCUUGGACAGCAAUCAACCACCACCCAAACAACACGGAUCCAAACGCAGAUUACCGCCCUCACUCGCCAUCAUCCGCAUCAGAAUCCUCCUCAUCACCAUCACCACGGUCCCCAUCCCCCACACCUCUCCCCCGCCGCCCUCAAACUCCCACCAUUACAACACCAACAAAACCAUCAUCAUCAUCACCAACAAAAUCACCACCAUCAUCAUCAUCCUCUCGCCCCCGCUACUCAACCCCCCGCCACACCACCCUUCCCCGCUACGCAUCCGGCCCUCCCUCCCGCCCCUUCCGCUUCCACCGCAUGGGCCGCACCGUGCUCGACGUCUGGACAGAAUACAAGCACGGCAAGAAGGGCAACCCCGCGAUAGAAGCUCUCGAAAGGCAGUACGCAACGGGCUGGCGCACGGGCACGCUGCGCGAGAUCAAGUACGCGAGCAAUUAUGUUGGCGUGAGGCAAAAGGUCGUGAGUAAAGUGGAGGAGAUUUGUGCGAGGGAGGGGAUUGAGCCGGAGGAGGCGUGUAGGAGGCUGGAUGAGAGGGUGGAUGGGAGGAUGCAGAUGUUGAUUACGGCGGUGAGGAAGGGGGAGGAUCCGUUUGAGGUGAUUCCGAAGAGGUGA
Trichoderma breve is the source of this 1602-nucleotide messenger RNA. RefSeq names its product transcriptional activator of glycolytic enzymes domain-containing protein. The record is from RefSeq and is a predicted model, not a curated record. NCBI's taxonomy places the organism in Eukaryota, Fungi, Ascomycota, Sordariomycetes, Hypocreales, Hypocreaceae. Bases 1 to 1602 code for a protein of 533 amino acids. The transcript has a single exon.